AUAAGAGACGCUGCCAUUUGACCAGUUCUUCCAACCCUUGCUUUGCCAUAUGCAAGGCAACAGAAUCCAGCUCCUAUACUUCACCAAACAAGUGGCGCGGAUUCUCAUUCACCAACUCACCCCCUGCUCACCCUCAAUUGGAAUACUGUAUAGGUGCCUUUCAGCAUCUUGACAGACCCCACCGCGCAUCACCUUUAUCGCCUUCAUCAUCUCCAUCACCCAUCGUCCAUCACCAUGUCGUCAACCGCCGUUCCUUACACCGUUACGUAUCGCUCCCCUGGGACAGAGCCUCCCGUGUUCCUGGCCGGAAAUUUUACGAGUCUGGAGUGGGGUCUCCAGGAGAUGGGCUCUCGCCAAGAAGGAGGUGAAUACGUUUUCGAGUCGCGCGUUUUCGUUGAGCCUGGGAGGGAGUAUCACUUCAAGUUCAAGGCUGGCAGAGAUGGCCCCUGGAUAUUGGACGAGAAUAGGGCAACCGCUACCGACGAGAUGGGCAACCGCAACAACGUGUUGAAACUGCCCAAGAGCUACGUAUCCAAGAUCAAAGACGAAGGAAGAAGGACUUCAACCCCUAUUGAGCAAGUUGCUUCGGUUGCAGCCGAGGUUGCGGAUACAGCUGCAAAGCUUGACGAGGACGACUCGUCGUCGCCUCAAAUCAGUGGGUCUGGCGGUGAGAGCGAGAUCGAUGAAGACCUCAAAACUCCAUUAUUUGCACACGAGUGUUUCGGCGCCUACGAAUUUGUUGACGAUGCUUUGGAUCAUGAUGCCCUUGAUGAUAGUAAAAUACGGCGGGAUUCGCGGCAGGGGCUUGCCGAGUACGACAUAGACGACGCGGAUAUCAACGACCCGACCCUUGAGCAGUUUCCAUCGGACAAAUCUUCCAUCUUCAAUACGCUGCGCAAAAUCCAAUCCAGUCUAAGCGAGGACCAAGCCAUCAUUGAUGAUCCUCAGCCAUCACCUCGACUAGACGGGAGAAGAUCAAGCAUAGACUCGGAUGAUAGUGUCUUGUCAGCAGGGUCCCUCAGUCCAGUCACCGCUAGAAGGCGAGAGAACCGCAUGUCUAGCAGCGGUCGAAAUAGGUCUCUGGUAUCACUUGGAUCCAUUGCUGAAGAGCCCAAAACUCCGGGACUCGAGGAUGGCUCCCAUCCAAUGGCCGCGUCCAGCUACCUCAAGAACGGCACCGGCCGUCCCAAGAGUCCCGCAAUCGAGCAAGGCGAGCACCUUAUGAUGAAAUAAUCCAUGGUAUACUCCGAGUGAAUGUGAUGUGAAUCAGGGACCGAGUCUAUAGAGUGGGAUUGCAGUGACAUGACUGACAGUACAUGACGUCAGUCCUUAUUUAUACGCCGUAUUAGGUCUACCGCAGUUAGCGGAGGAUAUUUCUUUCUUUCUUUCUUUGGACUUUGCAAGCAGCCACUUGUCGGUGGUAUUAGCAUCUAGUUUUCCUUCUGCUUCAUACGAAUUAAGCAUCACGAACAUAUUGUCUCUAUAAGAAUAUGAAUCGAACCAUCCCGUUUCCUCCUAGCUUAGCAGCGUUGAAUGCCAGAAUCUAGAACCUCAUUUCGU
Molecule: messenger RNA, 1560 nt
Organism: Trichoderma virens Gv29-8
Lineage: Eukaryota; Fungi; Ascomycota; Sordariomycetes; Hypocreales; Hypocreaceae
Exons: 3
Coding region: 235-1233 (332 amino acids)
Source: RefSeq, a predicted model, not a curated record